Glycine soja is the source of this 1563-nucleotide messenger RNA. Its product is annotated as probable carboxylesterase 15. The record is from RefSeq and is a predicted model, not a curated record. The transcript is spliced from 2 exons. Bases 448 to 861 code for a protein of 137 amino acids. Gene Ontology annotation, molecular function: hydrolase activity. Lineage: Eukaryota; Viridiplantae; Streptophyta; Magnoliopsida; Fabales; Fabaceae.
CCCAUCUAUCACAUCACAUUAUCUAUUCUUGGUUAAAAUUUACUGAAUUUUUCUAAAAUAUAUUUAGUCUUAUAAAAUGAUUGAGUUGUGCUUUUAGUUCCUCUAAGAUGUUUUCUUCUUUUUCAUCUUCUAAAAUUUGAAAUUACUAUUUUUAAUGUAUGUAAAAUUAUUGAAUAGGUUUUGAUCGUUAUAAAAUAUUUUUCUUUGAUUUUCAUCACUCAAAAAGCCGAAAUCAUUAUUUUUUGUCCCUAAUUUUCUUGUUAAGGUUGAUAAAUAACAUUCAUUUUAGAAUUCUACAUAACUUUUUGGAGGUUUUGCAUGUUGAUAUGAUACCGCAAAUACUAGUGGACGUGGAUGUUCAUUUGAUUUUUCAUUAAACACAUGAGUAGUUGACAUCAAGGAUCCAAAAUAAUAAUUUCAUAUUUUUUAAGAUGAAAAAAAAUAGCUAUGAUUAAAAUCAAAACUCGCUUAUUUUAUAGGAAUAAAAAAAAUAUGUUUAAACCUAUUAAGUGGCUUCAAGAUCAAGCCGUGAGUAAUGAGCUGGAUCCGUGGUUGAGCCACGUGGCUGAUUUUAGCGGCGUGUUUGUUUUGGGUGACUCGGCUGGAGGGAACAUAGUUCACCAUUUGGCGGCUCGGCUCGGCUUGGAUUUGGGUCUCCCGAGCUGGCACCGGUUCGGGUAUUGGAGGCUUUGUUUACCCGUUGGGGAAACUAGUUAUCACCCUCUUGUGAAUCCGUUUGGGCCAAAUAGCAAGAGCCUUGAAGCAACUAAACUAGACCCAAUUUUAGUGGUGGCUCCAGGAAGUGAUUUGCUUAAGAGACAGGACAGAGGAUUAUGCAAGGAGGCUCAAGGAGUGGGGUAAAGAUGUUGAGUGUGUAGAAUUUGAAGGACAACAACAUGGGUUCUUCACUAAUGAUUCCAACUCUGAACCAUCAAACAAGUUGAUGCUGGUUGUCAAACAUUUCAUAGAGAAACAUCUGGGGAAUUAGAGUUUGAAGCGCUUCAAACACUACUAGUCUGCUACAACAUGCAUGUUUUGUUUAUUGUAGUAGCUUUUACUAUUGCAUUUUAACUUCUACUUGGUUUUAGGUACGAGUGAUGAUAAUGACCAAAAAACAACAUUCUAAGCAUCUAUGCAUUACCCAAAAGUUGUGCAAAGGUUUCAAAAAACGGUCCACUACCAUUAUUUGGGCUGUAACAUCAAAAAAAUUUAGUUGUCUGCGAUCAUGUUACGCUCGCAAUUGGGAUCGCAUCAGCUGCAUUUUUUCACGAUAUCAACAAACAUGACAAAAUUGCAGCGCAAUCGCAACCGAUAUUUAAAACCUUUGUGCUAAACUGCAAUUGUAAUAAAUUUUUCCCCUUUGAAACUAAUAUAUGCUGUAAUUUAUCUGAGCCUACUUCGAAGGCAACAUUAUAACUUCUAAGCAUCGGUGUUGUGAAAAAACCAUCUCUACUUCCACCCUCUUGUGCUCUUGGACUCUUCCUAUAUGUAAGACAAGUAAAUAAAAAGUAACAAAUGUGGUCUUUAAGUUUAAUUUACAAAGGGAGAAAUUUUCAAUUGUAG